AUGGCGGCGGCGGCGGCGGCGGCGGAGGAGGAGGAGGAGGCGGCCAGAGCCAGCGCCGAGAUCCCCAUUGAGCGCCCUCGCCGGCGCGCAGCCGAGGCCGGAACCCGAGGCCCGCGGAAGGGGGGCCCGGCCGGACAGGAUGGCCAGGGACACGCACGCGCCCGACUGCCGCCCGCCCGCUCGCUCUUUCUCGCGCGCGCACGCGCGUCCCUCCAGCCGCCUUCCUUCCGCGAAGCCCUCGGCGCGCGCCUGCGCAUUCGGCGCACUGGCCCGUGGGGGUGGGGUUGUGGAGGGGUGGGGCCCGCGCGCGCGCGCACCCCCUCUGGCCCGAUCCUCCAAUCCCGGAGCGGCCCGAGCAGCGCCGCCCGCCGCACAAUGCCCUUCGCGGGGGCGCGCCUCGAGGAGGGGGGCGUGACCGACGGCGCGCGCGCACGCUCCGACGCGUUCCUUUCCUUUCUUUCUCGCCCCCCCCCCCACUUUUCAACGCCCCGCUCUCGGACGGUCUGCAGAGUGGUGGUCGUAAAACGAACUCCCGGAGAAGUCCCGUCGUUACAACGAUGCUUUCCAGAGCCUGAUCUCCUAAGCAUCCCUUUUCCUCUUUUAACAGCCCGUCUUUGUCACGCUGGGGAAGAAACCACCAAAAUAUCCCACCAAGGAGUUCCAUCAGAUAGACUGCGCCUACACAAGGAGGUUCCACCUGCAGAACCAGAAAUUUUGAAUGAGAUGAACUGUAAUGUAUCUUUAAAAGUUUUGGCGGGAAAAUAGCACGUUGCUGAUUGGUUGAAGCCUCCGGCUAAACUGUAUAUAAAGAGAGGUUUUUCUCAGCACUGGCUGCUGGGUUCACCAUAUAGUAAAGAGCUGUUGUCACUA
Messenger RNA from Ahaetulla prasina, 870 nucleotides. RefSeq lists its product as uncharacterized. The transcript is spliced from 2 exons. The coding region runs from base 1 to 765 and encodes 254 amino acids. The record is from RefSeq and is a predicted model, not a curated record. Lineage: Eukaryota; Metazoa; Chordata; Lepidosauria; Squamata; Colubridae.